GUCAUGGUUUGGAUCCACGGUGGUGGAUAUACUUUGGGGUCAGCUUCAAUGUAUGAUGGCUCGGCCUUGGCUGCUUACCAGGAUGUAGUUGUGGUUCUGAUCCAAUAUCGCUUGGGACUUCUGGGCUUUCUCAGCACAGGAGAUGAACACAUGUCAGGGAACUUUGGCCUGCUGGACCAGGUAGAAGCCUUGAGGUGGAUCCAGCAGCACAUUCACAACUUUGGAGGAGACUCUACUUCAGUUACCAUAUUUGGGGAGUCUGCAGGUGGAGUGAGCGCGUCCCUCCUGCUUCUCUCACCAUUGUCUGAUGGCCUGUUCCACCAAGCCAUUGCUGAGAGUGGCACUGCUGCAAUGGAUUUACUCGUAGCAAAUGAUCCUCUACCAAUAACACAGGUGGUAGCGAAUAUAUCUGGAUGUAGCAUCGAAAGCACAGAGAGGAUUGCUGAUUGUAUGAGAAACCUCGAUAUUGACACUAUUGAUGAAACAUUAAAAUUUUCUGUGACUGUUGAUGGACACUUCCUGACAAAACCUGUGGAUGAGCUGUUCCAUAAACAUGAACUUCUCACUGUACCGUUCAUGACUGGUGUUAAUAAUGAUGAAGUGGGCUGGUUACUUACUGAUUCCUUUGCUCCUCCAGACUGGACUGAGGGAAUGGAUCGGGAGCAGGUUGUGAACAUGCUGUCUGCCUUGUACGCUGAUCCCAAAUAUGCAUCCAUCAGAGAUCUGAUUGUAGAUGAAUAUAUUGGAACCGGUGAAGAUCGUGUGAAAAAUAGAAAAGGGUUUACUGAGGUGCUUGGAGACCAGCUCACCAUUCCAGCCAUUAAAGCUGCAAAUGCCCACAGAGAUGCAGGCGCCCCUGUAUACCUGUAUGAGUACCAGCAUCCUCCCAAAUUUCUGCAGGCAAAAAGGCCAAGCUUUGUUGGGUGUGACCAUGGAGACGAACUCUUUACAGUAUUAGGAUUCUGCUUCACUACCACUCAUGUCAAAUUAGCAGAUGCAUGCCCAGAAGAGGAGGAACAGUUAAGCAGAACCAUGAUGAGCUACUGGGGCAACUUUGCUCGCACAGGGUCUCCUAAUGGGGACGGCCUUGUCCACUGGCCAAAGUAUGGAGUAGAUGAAGAAUACCUGGCAAUUGGUAUAACAGAGCAGGUAAUUGGUCAGCACCUGAAGAAGGAUCGCUUUGUCUUCCUGACUCAGACCCUUCCAGAGAAGAUCCAACAACAUAUGAAGAAGAUGGAGCACAGCGAACUGUAGAGCUGUCACCUCUCAUCUUUCUCUGUUCCAUCAACCUUUUUCAAUUCCUACAUUAAAGAAUAGGUUCACACUUAUUCAAAUCUAUCUUGAAACAAUAGUCAGGUGCUUGCGUGAACCUUUAAACAACAAAGUUUUACUUGAUGGAUCAUUCCUCCGGUUUAUACUGAUCAUUAGAGGAUCUAUUUCUAACAAGCUUUUAAUAUAAUUUAUGGGGGACAAAAUCCACAGUCCUUCUUCUGCCAGAUAUCAGAAGCAGUGUUCCUAUAGGUAUCUCACUGUUGUUUUAAGACAGACUAGAAAAACUGUGAACCGAACCUUUAACUGCAAACAAGUCAGCCAGGAGAGAUCAUCUUGCACUGUCCCUAAUGUACUAACCACCAUUAAACUGAGACAUAACUUGGCAAGUGCUCAGUUUUAAACAAGCCAGUAAAUCUACCUACCAGUCACACCUUUUCACAUUCACGCAAGUGCUGGUAUAAAUCAGAGACUGUAUAAUGAAAUGAUAUGUACACAUGAGCACUAUGUCUGUCUGUAUGAUAGUCACCCUUGCCCUCAUUAUAAGCAGAGAACACUUGCAGACAUACAUACUUGAGUGCAUUUGAACAGAGAUGUAACUGCUUAGCUUAAGGAAAAAGUGAGUGAAAAGUGUUGUCCUCACAGCCUAAGACUUUAGGGUCAUUUUUAUGUGUUUAGUUUUUCUGUGCAAAAGGUUGGAUUUGUCCCAUGACUCUGCAAAAGCAACAACUCAACAACUCUGAAAAUCUGGAUUGAAAAUAUAAUAUGAAAUCAUAUUUCCUGCUACAAAGCCAUGAAAAUAUGUGAUGAAACUUACUUCAUCAUUUUUUGAAUAAGAGUGAUGCAUUCUUACAUUUCAACAUUGUAAGGGAAAUUUGAUCUACUUUGUAUUCAGUUUUACUCUCGAUGUGUAAUGGAAACCGUUGAUCUUGUGCAACCAUUAUUGUACAACUGUUGUUGAAGAAUGCAACAACAGAAACUACUGUCUGGUGUAUGAGGAUGUGGUGUGACACAAACAUCUUCUUCAAAUGUUGGUUUCAGCCCAGCCAUUGGAUGGGGCAAAUGGUAUGUGAUAAACAAGGAAGUAACAACAUAUUGUGUAAUUAUGGGGAUAAUGGUAUGUGUAUUUGUCCCAAACUAUAAUGGUAUAUGUAUGCUCAGCCAAAUAUUUACUGUCAAAAUAGUUUAAUAAUCCACUUACUCCACUGUGGAGAAUGAUAAUUCUACAACACGAGUUCCACCCUGAACAUUUUGGCAGCGUGCUCAUGGAUGUUUUUUUAUACUUUUAUUUUAUUAACAAAAUCUGGCUAUUACAAUAAUAAUUUGGUAAUACAACACAAACAGUAUAGAUCAUAGACUGAGCUGCUACAACUUUUCUUAAUAUAACACAAAGCAGUACAAAUGAGGAAAAAACAAAACAUAAAUAAAAUAAAUAAAAAAUGGGUCAGAGGUCUAAUCAGAAAUCAAUAUGUCUUUGAAAAUAUCUUCUUUGCUUUCUUAAAAUGUAUUAACUCAUUCCUGAGGACUAAGAACAGUAGUCUGGCAUUGGUAAAUCUGCAUCACUUCCAUUGUUUUGUCCUGCAUUUUAACUUGGGUUAAUUUGGUUGAUUGAAAGUUAAUUUGGGUGAUUGAAAGUCCUUUUCAAAUAUCCAAUUUUGAAACAGUUCCCAGAAAGAUCUAGUAUAAUUACAAGCAAAAAACUAAUGUUCUAAAGUUUCGGUAGCAUUCACCAUUACUUGUGGAAUUGCAUUGAUAACCACUGAUUCACUGGAAAGGACCACACCGUCAACAAGAUACGUUUGAAUGAUUUAUUGAGGAAAACAAUUGAUAUGCAUAGUUCUUCCGGUUUCUGACUGUGUUGUGGGGAAGCUUACGGGGAAUCCGCUGCAGCACCCGGGCAACAGCGGACCCCCUCAGGACCCUACAAAGGAGAGGAAGAAUCAUGAAGAAAC
This is a messenger RNA of Thunnus maccoyii (southern bluefin tuna), 3221 nucleotides long. RefSeq names its product fatty acyl-CoA hydrolase precursor, medium chain-like. The record is from RefSeq and is a predicted model, not a curated record. NCBI's taxonomy places the organism in Eukaryota, Metazoa, Chordata, Actinopteri, Scombriformes, Scombridae. The transcript is spliced from 10 exons. Bases 4 to 1254 code for a protein of 416 amino acids.